UGGAAAGAAAAUGGAAACUAUUGGUCAAAUCAGGUUUGGGCAAUGAUGGUAAAAAUGUAUUAUGCAUGUGUUUAAUAAGAGAUUAAAUAUCUAAAAGAUGGACAAGUUCUCUUGGAAAACAUUUUCUGAUAUAAGCGAAGAUAUUUCUACCUCCAAGCUCUGCUAACGGAUGUAUUUUUUCUCUCUCCUUCUCCCACACACCAUAGUGGUGCGCGAGUGGGCGGGCAGGCGGCUGAGUUUUCCAAGAAAUAAUGUCCGGUGACAGGCGACGGUCCGAAGAUGAGAGCCCUGGCACCAGUGGCCGUCGUUCAGAUGCAGACCAGCGAGACUCAGCCGCUCCUGAGCCUGGAGAACAAGACAAAAAACCUUCUGCCACCCAGCAGAAGAGAAACACCAAACUCUCUAGCAAAACCGUUGCUAGGUUAUCCACGAGUGCGAAAAGGAUUCAGAAGGAGCUGGCUGAAAUGACCCUGGAUGGGCUUCCUAACUGCAGUGCUGGGCCUAAGGCACAUAACAUCUACGAAUGGAGGUCGACCAUCCUUGGUCCCCAAGGGUCCGUGUACGAAGGUGGUGUGUUUCUUCUGGACAUCACAUUUUCGCCCAAUUAUCCAUUUAAGCCACCGAAGGUUACUUUCCGCACCAGAAUCUAUCACUGCAACAUCAACAGCCAGGGCGUCAUCUGCCUGGACAUCCUGAAAGACAACUGGAGUCCGGCUCUGACGGUUUCAAAGGUUCUGCUGUCCAUUUGUUCUCUUUUGACAGAUUGCAACCCCGAGGACCCUCUGGUUAGAAGCAUAGCUACUCAAUAUUUGACCAACAGAGAAGAACAUGACAGGAUAGCCAGGCUGUGGACCAAGAGAUACGCGACAGGAUCACGCCAUUUGUAAGCCGUGUGAACGCACGUCCGGGAGGCAUCUUUUCAUUGUGCUACA
Rhinolophus ferrumequinum (greater horseshoe bat) is the source of this 932-nucleotide messenger RNA. Its product is annotated as ubiquitin-conjugating enzyme E2 E3-like. The record is from RefSeq and is a predicted model, not a curated record. The transcript has a single exon. The coding region runs from base 252 to 887 and encodes 211 amino acids. NCBI's taxonomy places the organism in Eukaryota, Metazoa, Chordata, Mammalia, Chiroptera, Rhinolophidae. Gene Ontology annotation, molecular function: ubiquitin conjugating enzyme activity. Gene Ontology annotation, biological process: protein polyubiquitination. Gene Ontology annotation, cellular component: nucleus.